AAAAAUGGCCAGCCGUCCCGUCGUUCAGGUUCGUUCGCUCAAGGGCGAGUCGACGAGCACUCUCCCGCUCCCGGCCGUCUUCACCGCGCCCAUCCGCUCGGACGUGGUCGCGCAGAUCCACAAGAGCGUCGCCAAGAACCGUCGCCAGCCGUACAGCGUCGCCGAGAACGCCGGUCACCAGACGUCGGCCGAGUCGUGGGGCACCGGUCGCGCCGUCGCGCGUAUCCCGCGUGUCGGCGGCGGCGGCACGCACCGUUCCGGCCAGGCCGCGUUCGGCAACAUGUGCCGCGGCGGUCGCAUGUUUGCGCCGACCAAGGUGUGGCGCAAGUGGCACGUCAAGGUCAACGUCAACCAGCGCCGGUUCGCCGUCGUGUCGGCCGUCGCCGCCACCGCGCUCCCGUCGCUCGUCCUUGCGCGCGGCCACCGCAUCGAGGGCGUGAGCGAGAUCCCGCUCGUCGUCUCGAACGAGGUCGAGGCCGUCCAGAAGACCAAGGAGGCCGUCGCCGCCCUCCAGGGCCUCCAGGCCCACGCCGACGUGUCCAAGGUCAUCGCGUCCAAGAAGGUGCGCGCCGGCCGUGGCAAGAGCCGCAACCGCGCCUUCCGCCAGCGCCGCGGCCCGCUCGUCAUCUACAACGAGGACAAGGGCCUCGUCAAGGCGUUCCGCAACAUCCCCGGCGUCGAGACGGUCAACGUGCGCUCGCUCAACCUGCUCCAGCUCGCGCCCGGUGGCCACCUCGGCCGCUUCGUCAUCUGGACCGAGGCCGCCUUUGCCCAGCUCGACGAGGUCUUUGGCACGUACGACAAGCCGUCGGCCCUCAAGUCGGGCUACUCGCUCCCGAUCAACAAGGUCACCCAGACCGACAUCUCGUCCGUCAUCAACUCGGCUGAGAUCCAGGCUGUCCUCCGCGAGCAGGGCGCGCCGACGACCAAGAAGGGCGUCGCGCAGAAGAAGAACCCGCUCCGCAACCGCGCCGUCCUGUUCCGCAUGAACCCGUACGCCGCGACCCAGAAGCGCAUCGCGCACGCCUCGAAGGAGUUCAAGGCCACCCUCCUCUCGGCGUAAGCUCGCCUCGCUUCAUCCAGCAAGUUCGAGCGUGUCGAGGUGCUUGUUGGUCGUCGUUCCCCUCUCCCCUUUGUCCUCGUCCCCCUCUUGCCGUAGCGACCCGACGAUGGGCGUUUCUCGUCGCGAGCGGGUGCGGUGCAAAGGGCCAGGCGGCCGUUUUUCAAGCAGCUCUUCUUCUU
Molecule: messenger RNA, 1242 nt
Organism: Rhodotorula graminis WP1
Lineage: Eukaryota; Fungi; Basidiomycota; Microbotryomycetes; Sporidiobolales; Sporidiobolaceae
Exons: 4
Coding region: 5-1063 (352 amino acids)
Biological process (GO): translation
Cellular component (GO): cytosolic large ribosomal subunit; ribosome
Molecular function (GO): RNA binding; structural constituent of ribosome
Source: RefSeq, a predicted model, not a curated record